This is a messenger RNA of Sesamum indicum (sesame), 2917 nucleotides long. RefSeq names its product G-type lectin S-receptor-like serine/threonine-protein kinase At4g27290. NCBI's taxonomy places the organism in Eukaryota, Viridiplantae, Streptophyta, Magnoliopsida, Lamiales, Pedaliaceae. Gene Ontology annotation, biological process: protein phosphorylation; recognition of pollen. The record is from RefSeq and is a predicted model, not a curated record. Gene Ontology annotation, molecular function: protein serine/threonine kinase activity; ATP binding.
UUGUAACUUUCCUCCCACUUGCUAUUCUUCAACACUGAAACCAAAAUCAACAAUAAUAAUAACAGUACAAACAAGUGGUAGAUCACAAUUUGUUCUUAAAAGAUCAAUCUGCCUCUCUUUUCAAGAAUGAUUCAAGUUUGAAUAUGAUAGUAUAUUUGCUGAAAAAAGUUGUACUGAUGCUCGUAUACUUGGUUAAAAGCAAGAAAGGCAUGCGGAUAACUGCCCCCAAUGACCUCUCCUGGUUUCUUCUAAUUUUUCCCCUGAUUUUCCAGGUGAUUUCUGGCGCCACCGAUUCGAUAGAAGCUGGUAAAAGCAUCAGAGAUGGUGAGACAAUCGUUUCAUCAGGUGGGAAGUUUGAGCUGGGAUUCUUCAGCCCUGGAAAUUCCAGGAACCGGUACGUGGGCAUGUGGUUCAAGAAUAUAACAGUUACGACGGUUGUUUGGGUGGCCAACAGAGACCUUCCUCUCACAGAUAAUUUAGGCGUGUUGAAGCUCAUUCAGCCUGGAAUCCUUGUCCUUCUCAACGUCACAAAUGGCACCGUUUGGUCCUCCAAUGCGUCCAGGGCCGUGGAGAACCCUGUUGCACAGUUGCUGGAAUCUGGGAAUCUCGUAGUGAGGGAUGGAAAUGAUCACGACGGGCAGGAGAAUUUGCUUUGGCAGAGCUUUGAUCAUCCGACUGAUACGUAUUUACCAGGUAUGAGUUUAGGAUGGAACUUUGUUACUGGUAAAGAGACUUAUCUGUCAUCCUGGAAGAGCAAUGAUGAUCCAGGGACAGGAGAGUUUAGUUUUCACCUGGAUCCCACUGGAUAUCCGCAACUGCUCAUUCGAAAGGGUUCAGCUGUGCAGAGUAGAAUUGGGCCCUGGAAUGGAAUUCGCUUUCCAGGGCCACCGAACCCGAAGGAAGAUCCUACUUACAGCCUAACAUUUAUGAUGGAUGACGAGAAGGUUUACUACAGGUCGGAUUCUGUAGAUGGAUCUUUCGUUUCCAGGUAUACGAUCAAUCAGAGUGGCGUUUCGCAAAGGUGGACGUGGGUUGACCGUACUCGUGGUUGGGUGCUCUACUUCAGCUUGCCGGCUGAUAUUUGCGAUACUUACAAUCUCUGUGGUUCAUUCGGUAGUUGCAAUGUUGGGAGCUCUCCGUCGUGCGAGUGCCUCGACAGGUUCGUCCCGAAAGAUCCAGAUGGAUGGGUUAGAGCAGAUUGGUCGAAUGGGUGCGUCCGCAGGACGAAUUUGAGCUGCCAGGGGGAUGUUUUCUUGAAGUAUUCAGGGAUUAAAUUGCCAGAUGCACAACGUUCCUGGAACAAAGCCACAAUGACACUCGAUGAAUGUAGACAAGAAUGUUUGAGGAACUGCUCUUGUACGGCGUACACGCAGUUGGAUAUAAACAAAGGAAACGGAUGCCUGAUUUGGUAUGAAGAUCAGUUGAUUGAUAUCAGAACUAUGACUCAGGAUGGACAAGCCAUUUACAUCAGAAUGGCGGCUUCCGAGGCUGAUUCAGGAGGAAAGAAAAGAGAAGUAGUACUGAUAGCCAGUUUAGUGUCAGUGAUGGGAGUUGUUCUUUCAGGGCUUAGCUUGUUUCUGUGUCUUUGGAAGAUCAGGAAGAAUGAUUCAAAACUGAGUAAACUAGGAAAAUACAAGUGUGAUGAGAAACACCCGGAUCUCCCGUUCUUCAACUUAUCUGUUAUUCUGAAAGCUACUAAUCACUUUUCUCAGAGCAACAAGCUUGGGGAGGGUGGAUUUGGUCCUGUUUACAAGGGAGUGCUGGAGGAGGGACAAGAAAUUGCUGUCAAACGGUUAUCCAAGGAAUCCAGGCAAGGCCUCGACGAAUUAAAGACCGAACUGAUUUUCAUCGCCAAACUCCAGCAUCGGAAUCUUGUUAAGAUUCUAGGCUGCUGCAUCCAGGGAGAUGAAAGUAUGUUGAUCUAUGAAUAUAUGCCUAACAAAAGCCUGGAUGUCAUUUUAUUUGAUCAAACAAAAAGUAGGUUACUUGAUUGGCCGAAACGCUUCCAUAUCAUCAACGGGAUCGCUAGGGGACUCCUAUAUCUCCACCAAGAUUCCCGGUUGAGAAUUAUCCAUCGGGACCUUAAAGCCGGCAACAUAUUGCUCGAUGCUGAAAUGAAUCCAAAGAUAUCAGACUUCGGCCUGGCAAGGAGUUUUGGAGGGAACCAGACGGAAGCUCAAACACUCCAUGUUGUUGGAACAUACGGAUACAUGUCUCCCGAAUAUGCAGUAGAAGGUCUGUUUUCAAUAAAGUCAGACGUGUUUAGCUUCGGCGUCCUAGUGCUAGAAAUUGUGAGUGGAAAGAGAAAUAGAGGAUUUUCUCACAGUGAUCACAGUCUCAACCUUCUUGGCCAUGCCUGGAAACUUUACAAAGAAGGGAGGUCACUGGAACUAGUCGAUGCUUCUCUAGAUCACAAAAUUUACUCGCCUGAGGUGGUGAGAUCGAUCCAAGUCGGCCUGUUGUGUGUGCAGCAAAAUCCAGAAGACAGGCCAACCAUGUCGUCUGUCGUUCUCAUGUUAGGCAAUGAGGGCGAAAUUCCACAAGCCAAGAAGCCUGGUUUCUUCACCGAACGAGAUGUUCUUGCUAGUCAGAAUUCGAGUAGCACCGACGCGGCAAAUUCGCGGAAUGAAGUUACCAUUACAAUGCCAGAGCCUCGAUAGGAAACAAUUCGUACAUAUAGCCAGAAAAUUGCAGUUUUGGUCUCAAAGUAUAGAAUGAUUUGCUAUAUUAGUCUUAUAUUAUCUGAAAUAACCAAUAUUAAUCCCACACUUUAGGAAAACGUUAUAAAGUUAGUCCCAACGUAAAAAAAUUGCAAGUAUUGGGACUAACUUUGUAAUUUUUAGGACUAAUUUUGCAAUAUUUUUUUAAAGUGCGGAACUAACUUUCCAACAUCUUUCUAAUGUAUGAAACUAAUGUU